Messenger RNA from Racocetra fulgida, 822 nucleotides. Lineage: Eukaryota; Fungi; Glomeromycota; Glomeromycetes; Diversisporales; Gigasporaceae. The record is from the annotation of a GenBank genome assembly.
AUGGCUUCAAUGUUCUGUGCAAUCUCUUUUGUUAAAGAAAUUUCAACUCCAAAUAAAUUUACUUCCGGAACUGCAAUUUACAGAGCAGGUGAUGAUGAAUUUGUAGAAUAUAAGUUUAAAGCUUUCCGAUCUGAACAUACACCUUUAAUCGAAGAAAUAUGGAAAAAAACGAUAGCUCUAAUUGUUGGACGAUUUGCCUUCGAAAAUAACCAGUUAAAUGUAACAAUUAACCAAUACAUUCCUUUAAAUGUCUGCUCUCUCGGAGAUGACCCUACAAUUUAUGAUCUCCCAAUUGCCCCUGCAUUCGGAUUCUUCACAGCACCAAUACAAGAUCCAGCAGUAACAGAAAGCGGCCAAGACAUAUUUCGACUAAAAAGAGAAGUAUACAAUGGCGUUACUGGAAAUCAGUCCACCUUGUCUAUUCUUUGUAAAUACCCACUUCAUAGCAGACAUACAAACGUUGCAGAUGCAACUACUCGUCGGCCCAUCUUUUCUGUUGGUGGCGAACUUGUGCCUCUAGCAAAAUCUGCUUUUAUUUUAUGUGAAACUAUUGAAUGGAAUUACCCUAUAGCUUCACCUAAUGCUCAUUCUACUUAUGAAAAUAAUAAUCACUUAAACUAUAAUAAUAAGCGAAAAAGACAAGUAGAGCGAAUUGCUGAAAAAUUUCACUCACAUUCAAGCACUUCCAACAACACCUAUAAAAACAUAUCACAAAGACACCCACGUCAAAAUAACUCAAAACCUACCACUCCUAGUCUUAACUCUGAAAAUUUAAGAUUUAAUAAUUUACAAACUACUCUAGAACAAGUUAGAGGUACAUAA